Messenger RNA from Hypomesus transpacificus, 2229 nucleotides. RefSeq names its product rac GTPase-activating protein 1. Gene Ontology annotation, biological process: signal transduction. The record is from RefSeq and is a predicted model, not a curated record. The transcript has 17 exons. The coding region runs from base 20 to 1933 and encodes 637 amino acids. Lineage: Eukaryota; Metazoa; Chordata; Actinopteri; Osmeriformes; Osmeridae.
UUUCGGCAAUACGCACAGAAUGCGCAAGAUAGCAGCAGAAGGAAACGCACUUAAUACUGAAGUCGAAUUCAUUGAGGUGGUGAAGAACUUCGAGGCCACAAGGAAGAAAUGGCUCCACGUUGAGCUGGAGCUGAAGAAGAACAAGGAGCUUUUGGUGAAGUCAGACGUGGCUCAGGCUGCUCUGGAGGUCAAGCUUAAGCACGCUCGUAACCAGGUGGACGUGGAGAUCAAGAAGCGCCUCAAGGCAGAGGCAGACUUCCAGUACCUGCAGAGGCAAAUGCAGCUGAUGUGUGAUAUUCUGGUCCAUGACAGCAAGUCCAGCGCAUGCCUGAAUGAUGAGCAGAGAUCAAUGCUGGCCAACUUCAAUCCCAGGGCAGCCAAUGUCACAAUGCACAAGAGUAAACGAUUAUCUGUCAUUGAUGAGUCCUCGUUCCUGUCACACUCUGAUAUUAGCUAUGACAGAACAGAUGAUGACAUGGACCUGGACACAACUGUGGUCAAACCACUGAAGUCUAGGGCCAGGGAAAAAAGGCGUUCCUCAAUGGGACCCAUUGCCCUCGCUCCUGGAGGAAAGCGAGUACGAGUGGGAGGCCAGUCAGGAGAUCUUCUGGGAGGAAGACCCAUAGAGAAGGAAAUGGAGACUACAAUUGUAAAGGCGUCUGUCACCACACCGGAGAGCGGCGGUCAGAUUCACAUGGUGAUAGACAUCACCCAGGAGACCCCAGAAAAGCCUCCAAGGACAUUCCAACAGGAACACAUCUUGCCCUCCAUCUGUGACCAAACGUCUGUAUGGGUUCCUAAUGAUGAAACCAUGACAGAGACUGACACUGUUAUGGAGCUAGAGGAGCAGGGGGAGACCCCCACUACCAUGGAGCCCAGCCUCACCCCGGUGUUCACUCCCACAGUUGAAAAACCCCUCAGGCACAUCUUCCUCUCAAAAACAGUGAUCAGACCAGAGACCUGUGUGCCAUGCGGGAAGAGGAUCCGGUUUGGGAAGAUGGCAUUGAAGUGCAAGGACUGUCGGGUAGUCACCCACCCAGAGUGCAAAUUUAAGUGUCAUGAUUGCUGCUCUCCUUCCAGAUUUAUAGGUCCUCCUGAAGUGAAGGAUGCAUUGGAAAGUUUUGCCCCAGCUACCCAACCCAGAAUACCCCUCUUAAUAAUUCAGUGUGUGAAUGAAAUUGAGAAGAGAGGAUUGGAGGAGAGAGGUGUGUACCGAGUUCCUGGAGGGGAGCGCUUGGUGAGGGAGCUGAGGGAGAAGUACAUUCAUGGAAAAGAACCCCUAAUGCUUGCAAAAGUGGACGAGAUCCACGUUGUUUGUGGACUACUCAAGGACUUUCUGAGGAAGCUCAAGGAGCCUCUCAUCACCUUCAGGCUCCAUAAAUCUUUCAUGGAUGCAGCAGAGAUCCCUGAUGAGGACAACAGUGCAGCUACCAUGUGCCAGACCAUAGGGGACCUACCAAAGUCCAACAAAGAGACACUGGCUUUCCUCAUGCUGCAUCUGCAGAAAGUCAUGCAAAGUCCACUUUGCCAGAUGGACCAGAACAAUUUGGCCCGGGUGUUUGGACCUACUAUAGUAGGGCAUGGAACCUCCGAACCAUCUCCAUUGACCAUCAUGAGAGACACAAACAUCCAACCCAAGGUGAUCACCUGCAUGCUGUCCUUGCCUGCCGAGUACUGGAAGAGCCUGCUCAUGAACGAGAGAGACCAUGUCAUAUCCUCUGUCAUUGAUGCCAACAUCAAUACUGACUGCCACAGCACAGACCGAGAUCGUCUGUUUAAACCGUUGACCUCCCCUGAGAUGAGUAAAUACCAGAAGACCCCUACCAGUGGCUCUUUAAAGGGCAAGAUCAAAACCCUGGGCCAUGCCUUCAACAACACAAACAAGGCAAAGACUGACUCAGGCAAAAAGAAAUUCUUCACGUCACCAUGUUGAUGGCAUUGUUGUGUUCCUCAUAUAUUUUGGUUGUUGUUCAAGUGAUUGCCUAGUAUAGCGAUCGUUUCAUAUUGAUGUAAAUAUUGUUAAUUUCUUGUAUUUGUGCAUUUCUUGUUGUGCAAAAUGUUUGUAGGUCUACAUAUGUGUAAGUAUGCUGUUCAAUAGGAAAUAUAAUUGAGUCUAGGGACAGGGAAGUGAAUGUCAGCGAUGCACUCAGUAGAACCCACUGUUCCUGAUGUGUCUCCCUUUUCUCUCUGAAGUACAGUGUGAUGAAGGGUUGGUGACGGGGUGGAAUU